Ostrea edulis (European flat oyster) is the source of this 5261-nucleotide messenger RNA. Its product is annotated as serine/arginine repetitive matrix protein 2-like. Lineage: Eukaryota; Metazoa; Mollusca; Bivalvia; Ostreida; Ostreidae. Bases 236 to 3844 code for a protein of 1202 amino acids. The transcript has 18 exons. The record is from RefSeq and is a predicted model, not a curated record.
GAUCACUUCUUUCUUUCUUCGCGCAAGCAGAAAUUAUCCUUGUGAUGUGAAUGUAAACAACAUGGUUGACAACGCUCGGGAAGAGAGAAAAUUUUAUUUGAAACAGCUACGCCUUUAGUUAUGAAAUAAGUUAAUCUAAACCUGUUGUAUUGUUUAGUUUAACAUACAUACAAAAUAUAUUUUUUUAAAGACGCUCACAUACACCUGAGUUGUGAAUCCAGGAAUUAACGAAAAUAUGACGGAACACGAGAAGCGAACGAGAGUGGAUGACCUAUCACCAAAACGAUCUAAGGUUCAAGAGUCCUCCGCUAAAUCCGAUCAAGCGGUUGACACAAACUUGGAACUAGAUCCAGAUUUAAUGCUGGAGGUAGACAUUUCCCUAGACAACACUGACAGGACACAAUCUACGCAGAGUCGGAGGAUUUCCGCGAGAACUAAGUCUGUACCAAGGAGAGGGAUGUUUGCUGGCAGUGAUAGAAAUGGUCAGACCGGUAGAUCACCAGUUCAUAUUAAAACAAGAGCGAGACCUAUUAAACCACACGAGACUGAACCAUUUUUGAGCAUAGACAACCUCUCACCAGAUAAACUACAACAACUUAUGGCAGAAAAGGAAGCUAACUCUCCAUCUAAGAAUGAAUCCCGGAAAGAUCGACGAUCUAAAACGCCAGUGAUAUCAACCAAUCAGAACUAUCCAUUCUGGGCAACAGCAAAAUCCCCGUACAGCUCACCAAUUCCUCCAAGAAAAGUAUCUCAAAAAUCAGUUGGUGCUAAUGACAACCAGAAGUUGAAGUGGAGCUCUUCACGCGGUGGUGCACGAACACCCUCCUCCAUGAUUUUCCUGUCACCAAAUCCAACCUCCAAGGCAAACCAACAUAUCAAAUCACCAUUCAAGCAUGCCAUGCCGAAGAAAAAGGAUUUUGAUGACAGCUCCACCUUCAGUGAAAGGUCAAGUAUCCAGACACCAGCAGCGGAAAUGAAGGAACGAACUGCUGUAGCAACAUACUGUGUAGGCAGGGUGCUGUCUAAAGAGAGGGAAAAACCAGAACAGAGGAGAGCCCAGGGAAAACUGCUGAAGGGAAAAUCGGUCUAUCCUAUUGGUGAAUAUAUCUGGCUUAAGCCGUUGAAACCAGUAAAUGUAGAGGGACCUUCCAUUAAUAAUUGCAGAGGAAUACUUUCAGAUCACAUCACAGAAAACAGAAGUCCUGCCACCCCCGCAAACAGGACUCUGGCUCGGAGGAGAGAGCUGAUCCAGAGGAUCCCCAAUGUCCACGAAUACCUUUACGACAGACCUCGCACUGUGGAAUCAAUUCACAGAACAUCAGCUGCCUCCAGCAUAGACGAGAACAGAGAAUUCAAAGACGAUGAAGGAAGCCCUCCAGACACUAGCAGGAUGUCACCAAUCGAGUCUGAUAUCAAUAUGCCAGCAGCCCCACCGGCGUCUAUGGCAACAACCUAUAAAGUGGUGGAUGGAAUGCCUCAGCCAACACCCACCCCAAGGAAUCUGACAGAACUACAGUCCACAAGCACAAGAGAAAAUUUCCUGAAGAAAGGAGAUUCUGGCUCCGUUUUCAAUGAGAACAGCUUCAGACAACUGGAGCCGGAUAACACUCUGAUGACAAUGUUUGAAGAAACAGAGAGGCCAGAGACCCCUGGUGACAAAACUAAGAACGUCCGCUUCUCAGACGGGGUCAAUCCAGAAAAAACUGUCAAAGAGUCCACUGAAGGUGGUACACCGAAUGAAAAGGUCAUGAAUGUUGAAGUUACCAUCAAAGGUCAGGACAAGAAAGAUAAAAAAGAGAAGGGGAAGUCAACCUGUAAAAUGAGUGAUUCAAAUAAUGGGAAAAAGAAAGAUGGCGAUGAGGGUCCAGAUGGGCAAGGUGGUGGAGGACCAAAGGGAAACAACUCUAAUGAGAGAGAAACCAGUAGUCGUAACAGUGAAGGAAAGAGUCAGGCAAAGAAUGAGGAAAACAAGGAGAAUUAUGGGAAACAAAACAGUGGUAGUCCUGCAUCAGAAAAAUGUAACAAGGAACAGUUGAAAAUAGAGACAACACAGCUCCUGCCUAGUGAACAAGCAAAGAAAUUUAGUGCUAAUACGCAUUACACUUUAAUAUCGUCUAGUCAUGAAAUCUCAACACCAAGUGUAUUGAAUAUACAAAGUGUGAUUCAUGGAGGCUCAAUACAUCAACUUGUAGGUCCAGAAAGUCCACACCGUAGUAGAUCUCCAAGUCCAUCCAGAAGUCCAACUCGAAGUCCAUCCAGAAGUCAAAAUCGGAGUCCAACUCGCAGUCAAACUCCAAGCUCAGCCAAAUACAAAUCGGAUAAAACCAACAAGCUUAUUCGACCUUCUUCAGCCAACCAGCAAACUCGAAAGUCAAGGCGCAUGUCAAAAGAAUCUCAAAGUUCAACCAAUACUCUUACAGCAAGGAAAUCUAAAGUGCAUUUUGAAGGAGAGAAGCCACCCAGACAGUCUGUGUUUGUUGAAACUGCAGAGUGUGACAGAAUUUGUGUGGGUUUGAAGGAGGAAAGGGCCUUGACCUUUGAGGAGAUUGAGGCUGAAUUGAACUUUAUAAAAGAGGACAUUGAGGAGAGGAGGAAGUUUGAAGAUAUGGACAGGAUUUCUAUAGACAGUGAUGACCAGAGUGUGAUGGAGGAAGAAAAUAUGGAUUUAAUAUGUCUACCCACGGCAAAUGAACAUGAAAAUAUUAACGAAGACAUUAGUGAUUAUUCAUCCUUGUUAGAUGUGUAUCGUAAGAAGUGCAUGGAAGUAAGUGAGAAUUGUGGUGUCUUAAGUGAAGCUUUAACUUCUCCCAGGAGGAAUGUAACCAGACCCAGAAGUGGAGGAGAAUGGAAAGACAGAGGGGAACACAGAAACACCAGAAGCAGACGAAACAGUUUUCAUUUUGAGAGGACCUCUCGUAACAUCAGGAGUGAGACUCCAUCUUUGACAGAACACGGUGGUUUGAAGCACACCACGUCAGAGAUUUCUAUUGCAGACAGUGGGUACAGCAUGGCUUCUAGUGAUGUCAGUCGUAAGGAAGAGAGCACAGUUCCACGACUUCAUCUUCAGGUGGAGGAUAGCAGUGAUCUAGGACAGAUGGAAUCAGACAGAACUGAGGAUAAGACACUUCUGGAACUGGUCUGUGAUGAACUGCCUGACGUACAACAGAUACAGGCCUUUGGGGAUUUGUCAGAGAAGAAGCACCAGACUGAAAAAGUAGACCUUGAAGUCAUUGCUAAUCCAAAAGAAAUUCAAAAACCAAAAGUAAAGAGGAGGGCAGGUCCCACUCAGGCAGCCCCGUUUGCCCCGCUGUGCUUCACAGUCAAUGCCCGGCCUCCAGAUGGUUAUAUUUACUACUUUGCUUAUGGAGCAGACAUGAACCCUUCCAGAAUAUCAACAUACAUACAGAGGAAGGUAGAAAAUAGAUUUUGGGGAUUGCUGUUUGGGUUCAAUUUAGUUUUCAACAAAAAAGGCUCCGACCUUGAAGCUGGUGCAUUUGCCAACAUUGAGUUCAACCCAUUCUGUUCCACCGAGGGCUGUAUCUAUCAAAUAACUCCUCAGGAACUAGAACUUCUGGACAAAUUUGUAGGAUAUCCCAAGCAUUAUGAACACCUGAUGUUACCCGUGUGGAUGAUGAACUCGAAGGAAAGCGAUGAGUUUGGGGUGGCCCAGUAUUGUGUGCCAGCUGUGAUGUAUAUCGCACAGCAGGAGUGGAUCGCAAAGGAUGAAGAGAAACUGAACUGUGAUUAUGCACUGAUGCAAUGCAUUAAAAGUUCUGAUCUGGUAACCCCCGACUACAGGGAGUAUCUAGUGAACAAAGGAGGACCAAUAGAAAUCAAGUCUUAAAACACCACCCUCGAUACGAAGAAAUCAAGACUUAAACCACGACCCUCGAUACGAAGAAAUCAAGACUUAAACCACGACCCUCGAUACGAAGAAAUCAAGACUUAAACCACGACCCUCGAUAUGAAGAUGUUUAAUCAUUCCCUUAGAUGGAAGACCAUGCUGUAAUCAAGAAUAGGCUGUUUAGUUACUUGCAGUAUAAGGCCAGUGGAAUCUAGUUUACACAAUCAUAGAUUUGUGAUUGAUAACUGAAGUGAAGGAAGACUUAACAAUAAGAAAUACCUGCAGAGAUAAAUCUAUUGUGACGUUUUGUGAUAAUUUGAAGGAUGUGCCAUGACUAUAGACAAAGAGUGAAGUGUGAUGUCAAUUGUCUUAGAUGGAAACAGAUGUGCUAGACAGCUUUUUUUUUUUUUUUGUAUUUCUUGCAUUUAAGAAAUGAUAGCAUUUUAUAUAUUUACAGGAAUUUUUGUGAUGUACCAUACCUCCCAAGAGGAAGUUUUUUUCUUCCAUUAUUUACAGUACGACAUAUUGACAUUCCAUGACACAUGUAUACAAGUGAUAUGCUUCUGUAAGCCAUGUUUUGAAGCCUGUGAUAAGUUUUUAUACGGAUCGUUAUUUGCAUUUACUAGUAUAUACUAACCCCAGUAUUACCACGAUUCAGGGAGACAUGCAGCUAUAUACUGACGGACUAAUUAUCGGCUGAAUAUGACUCGGCAUUUUGUGACUUUUUUCUCCUGGAUUUAUUACGAAUUCAGACCUCAUAUCAAUGUCUAUUUGUUACAUGGAAAUGCAAGUUCUGUGUUUAUUUUCAUGUUGCAAGUCUAAACUGUUUGACAGUAGUGGUUUUGAUCUAGAAUGUAUGAAUUUAUUAAUCUCUUUUGCUCUGUUAGUUAUGAUUUAUACCGCAGACUGUGUUUUGCUUUGGGCAAUUUUUAUCAAAGUUUGAAUUACAACAUAAUAUACUUACAUUGUUGUAUUUUCACUCACCAGAGAGAAAGUGCCAUUGGGAAUACUGCAAUGACACCCUGGUUUACAUAAUCUGUGUGACCUUGACAUUUGAACUCCCAAUUCAACACGACCUGUUAACAAAUUACCAGUAUACGAUUUGGAAUAAUCAUUAUUUUGAUCAUUAUACAACAUACUACUUGCAGCUAGAUUUUGGCAGAUGAAACAUUCAUCACGUGCAAUUCCAGCUGUAGCUCCCUGGAAGAUCAGAUUCAUUUGUCCAAUAUCUUCCCAGAGCUAAAGAUCUGCACUGAGUGCAAUUUUGAAUUCAUGUUUUGAGAUACCAUAUCUCUAUUAAUAUAAGUGAAAUUAUUUGCUCCAAUUUUUUUCAAAUUAAACAAAAGCGAUAUGCAUGAAUAUUCUCUUGAAAGUAAACUGAAUUGUCUCCCUUUACAAUAAACACAUAUACAAAUAA